Molecule: messenger RNA, 612 nt
Organism: Panonychus citri (citrus red mite)
Lineage: Eukaryota; Metazoa; Arthropoda; Arachnida; Trombidiformes; Tetranychidae
Product: chlorocatechol 1,2-dioxygenase-like
Exons: 1
Coding region: 1-612 (203 amino acids)
Molecular function (GO): oxidoreductase activity, acting on single donors with incorporation of molecular oxygen, incorporation of two atoms of oxygen; ferric iron binding
Source: RefSeq, a predicted model, not a curated record
AUGUUGGUCAAUAAUUUGGUGAAAAUUUUUUUAACUUUGUUUCCAAUUUUAGUUAAAUCAGAUCCUGAUUAUGUUUCCCCUCGAACUGAAUUACCUUACAAUUCAACGGUAACUGAUUGUCGAGCCGUUGGUCGAGCCCGAUAUCAGCAUUCAUGUGUCUUAGCGCCAAUGACCACCUCUGGUCCAUAUUUUAUUCCGGAGCCACUUCGACGGGUCAAUAUCCGUGAAAACGAAAUUGGGUCUCGAAUGGAUUUGAUCAUCGGUGUAACUAAUUCCCGUAGUUGUCGACCAGUGUCCGGUGCUGAUGUUUACAUUUGGCAUGCCAACUCUUUCGGUAAUUAUUCAGGUUUCAACGAUUUAGCUGGUGUCCAAUGGGCUAACGAUGGUAAUUCAAUUCCACAAUUAACUUCCCGUUGGCUACGUGGUGUCCAACGAACAACCCAGACGGGACAAGUUCGAUUUAUUUCCAUUGUACCUGGUUGGUAUAGAGGUCGAUCGCUUCAUAUUCACAUUGAAAUUCGAAUGGGCAAUAAUCUGGUCUAUGUUGGUCAACUGUUUUUCACUGAAGAAUUUGGUGAACUUUUAGAACAAGUUUCCCAUAUAAUACGGUGA